AUUGUUAUACUUAAUUACUGAUCUGAGUAAGGUUGAGCUGACUGAUCAUGAAUGAAGAUUACAUUGAACAAACAAAUUCAACCCAAGCCGGUUUGCUUAUGACAUCACUCGAUAGCUUGAGAGAACAAAACAUUCUCUGCGAUUUCGAUGUCAAAGUCGGUGACAAAUCGUUCCGUGCUCAUCGCUGUGUCUUGGCAGCGUCGUCAGGAUACUUUAAAGCGAUGUUUUCAAGCAAAAUGAAGGAAUCUCGUGAUGGUUUCAUCAAUAUGAAGGAUGUCGAUCAGAAUGGGAUUUCCCAAUGUAUAGAAUUCAUGUAUAAAGGAGUAGGAAAUUUGAAAAUGGAAUACGUUCAACAAAUCCUGCAAGCAUCCAACCUGUUACAAAUGGUUGGCUUGACUAACUUUUGCUUCCAUUACUUGAAAACCAAUCUCUCUCAGACCAAUUGUCUUUCCGUCAUCAAUUUGGCUCAAGCAUACGAUCGCCUUGAUAUAAAAGAACAAGCAGAAAAUGUUCUGAUCACUAAUUUCCAAUCAGUAAUUUCCUCCGAGAUGUUUUCGUUCAUUAUCAAGCCAGAUCUCCUGCGUUACAUAAAAACUCCAAGUAUGAAUUACCAAACAUCAUGGCAAGCAAUGAUAACAUGGGCAAGAGCAAAAGAUGAAGAUGCAGAGAGAUGUUUUGCCGAUCUUGUUACAGUCAUCAAUAUCCAGACUUAUCCUUUCAAAUUUCUUCUGGAGACUGUGUUGGAAGAACCACUGGUGAAAAGUAAUGACAUUGCAAGGAAUUCAGUCAUCACUGCAUUAUUCUCUGAUGUCAAGAAUCUCGAGACAAAUCUUGAGAUUGACAACUGCUUCAUCCUGAAAAAUCUGGCUGAAACUAAUCAAGCUACCAACCUAGAUGCUGUGAAAAAUGUGAUGAAUCGAUUCCUGGAAGCACAUUUUGAACGAAUCAUUGAGAAAAAAGAGUUCUGUGAUAUCAGCAAGGAUGACAUCAUUGUGAUUUACAAAUCCCCAAACACAAAAUAUUCUUCCGAGACUGUUAAAUGGCACGGAGCUCUUAGAUGGAUAAAGCACGAUAUUCAAAAGAGGAAAAAAAAUUUUCAAGAUUUGUUCGGCCUCCUAGAUCUCCAAAAAUUUCCUCUUCAAUUCUUGGAACAAACGAUCCGCUCUGAGACUUUGGUCAGAGAUUCUCGUAAAUGUUACGAUAUUCUUAUGGAUGAAUUAUUUUCUCGAGCAAGGAAGAAGUCGUCUUCAAUGGAUCUUUCCCCUCAACAAGCAGCACCUUCAAACACUAGAGUCGAAACAGAAAUGUACCAAGCCCAGCAAUUAACAGUUGGAGCUACAAGUACUAGAGGUGAAUAUACAGAAACUUUCUUUGGCAAUACUUCAUCAAGUAGCCACAAGUCUAGGAAUGUCCAAGAACCACAGAUGGGAGCAGUGGGUGGAUACAGAAGUGACACAUCAGAAUCUCAGUCUUCAAGUCAGGCUACUUCAUCUGGUCUAAGAAUCAUCAACCAACAACCACCUGGUGGAGAAAUGUCUUUGGAAAGUUCCCAUGAAUCACUGCCAGGAUAUAUACCAUGUGGCACUUAUGUCAUCACCUACUCAUUCCCUGCUGGAAGUCUGAAU
Styela clava is the source of this 1625-nucleotide messenger RNA. The record is from RefSeq and is a predicted model, not a curated record. Lineage: Eukaryota; Metazoa; Chordata; Ascidiacea; Stolidobranchia; Styelidae.